AUGGUUCAAAUUCAUAAAGCCUUUAGAGUCUAUGGUGAGCUGGAUGAAAAUAACAAUCCAGAUACUGCACUUCAGGGUGCGAGGGAAAGUACGGGAGGAGGAGGAGAGAGUGAUGAAGAGGAGGGGGGAGAUAUCACAGGUGUCGAGUUUGUUGAAGCCGGGGCAACAUUGGAUGAAGAUAAUGGCUUGGAAUACCAGCUGCCAAAGCACCAACGUUGUGCAUGCCACCUUCUCAACCUGAUCUCCACUGCUGAUGCCUUGAAAGCAAAUGGAAAUCCAGUGUACAAGCGGCUGUCUCGUUCAGCAUUCUCCAAGUGUUCAAGUCUGUGGAGCAAAAGCUCAAGAUCUACCACAGCCGCUGAAAUCAUAGAAGAUAACUGCAAACUUCAGCUCCUGAGGCCAAAUGAGACACGGUGGAACUCCCUUUUCUUUGCCGUGGAGAGGAUUGUGAGAAUCCUAAAGGAACAAGGAGAAGGAGCAAUCACAGCUGUCUGCAGUGCGCUAAAGAUACCUAUGUUCACUCCUGUUGAGCUUGCGUUUCUGGCAGAGUAUACCAAGACUAUGAGCCCAAUUGCAAAGGCGCUUGAUGUUCUCCAGGGAGAGGCCAAUGUACAGAUGGGAUGGUUGGUACCUACAAUAACACUACUCCAGGCGAAGCUCCAGCACCUCUGCAUUUCCUCCAAGUCCUGUCGGCCUUUGAUUGAAGCACUUCUAGCAGGGCUUGAAAAACGUUUUGGACAGAUGCUUACAGAUCCAGAGCUAAUUGCCGCUGCCAUUCUCGUCCCCAAAUUCAAGACCUGCUGGACAAGUGAUGAAUGUAUCCUAAAACUGGGCCUUGACUACAUCAAAAGUCACCUGAAGGAACAAGUUGUGGUGAAUGAAGGUGAUGCGUCCCAUUCUUCGGAGGAGGAGGACUUUUUUUCAGCAAUCAAGCACUCUAGUUCCCAAGAAAAUACCAAACAGCUGGAGACCUACCUGGGGUGUCCAGGUGAUACAAUGGAUGUACUGAAGUCUUUCCCAGCAGUAUGCCACCUGUCAUUGAGGCUUAACACGGCACUACCUGCUUCCGCUGCCUGCGAGAGACUGUUCAGCACUGCAGGCCUGAUUUUUACACCAAAAAGGGCCCGUGUUGAUGCCAUAAACUUUGAAAAACAGCUUCUUUUGAAGCUAAACAGAGAUUUCUGGUAGUUUUGGAUUCUUUCUCUAUAUCAUGCAAACACACAUUCACAUUGAUACCCAUGUGUGUACACACACACACACACACACACACACACACACACACACACACACACACAUGCUAAAAAAAGGUUCUGUUUGUUAUGUUGCCUUAGAAGUUAGUUUUGAAGGGUCUUGGAUGUUCAUCCUACAUCAAGCACACACAGACUUUGAGCUAUUCUGUACAUUUGAUCACUUGCAGUCUCUCUCUCCAUGUCCGAGAUUUUUCUUUAACAUUGAGCUCCUGCUCUCAAUGGGAAAGCCUUUUCGUUCAAGACUUUUCCCCAGUGUAACAGAGUUUUUGUUUAGUUUGAUGAAGGUGGUUGGCCAGCUAUUUUAUAGAGAAAAGUGUGUAAUUUGUGUGCAAAUAUACAGUAUCUAAAAACACGUUUUAAAAAUCCACUGUCCUACACACAAUUAAGUUAUGACACUUUAAGCAUUACAGAAGGUCUGAAUACCCUUGUUGCUCCCAAGUUCUUGAAGGGAUUCAGGACAAAUCCAUGUACUGCUACAGAUUUGUGGGCAUACAUCACUUGCCAUUUGAC
Messenger RNA from Etheostoma spectabile (orangethroat darter), 1760 nucleotides. RefSeq lists its product as uncharacterized. The coding region runs from base 1 to 1188 and encodes 395 amino acids. The record is from RefSeq and is a predicted model, not a curated record. The transcript has 3 exons. NCBI's taxonomy places the organism in Eukaryota, Metazoa, Chordata, Actinopteri, Perciformes, Percidae.